UAUGUAUGUACCUACACCGCCUAAACACCAACUCACUUAGAAUUGUUAAGAUAACACACACGAGGAGUCGAACAAACUAUCAUAGCGUGAUCCUAAUCAAGUUUUCGGUUUGUAUAUAAAAUCGUCGAGUUAUUUACAAAUCAUUCAUAAGUGUUCGGACCGAGUGUUUGGCCAGUCACAACCAUGUCGGCCUUAUAUUUCCUCGCAGCAGUCCCAGUGUUAGCUUACGCUAUUUAUUAUUAUUUUACGAGGACAUUCAACUAUUGGAAGAGUAGAAAUGUUCCCGGACCAGAACCAACUGCAUUUUUUGGAAACAUCAAGGAAUCGGUUGUUCGCACAAAAAAUAUUGGCAUUGUAAUGCAUGACAUCUACAAAGCAUUUCCAAAUGAAAAAGUGGUCGGUAUGUUCAGGAUGACUUCACCUUGUCUCCUUAUCCGAGACCUGGACAUAGUCAAACAUGUCAUGAUCAAAGACUUUGAAGCGUUUAGUGAUCGUGGAGUGGAAUUCAGCAAAGAAGGAUUGGGACAAAACUUAUUCCACGCUGAUGGAGAAACAUGGACAGCUUUGAGGAAUAGAUUCACACCCAUUUUCACAACUGGUAAAUUGAAUAACAUGUUUUACUUGUUAAACGAAGGAGGUGAUUCAUUUAUAGAGUACUUUAUUACUGAAUGCCAAAAGAAACAGGAAUUUGAUAUCCAGCCUCUCCUCCAGACAUACACCUUGUCCACGAUCUCUGCCUGUGCAUUUGGUAUUAGUUAUGACAGUCUUGAUGAUAAAUUGGAGACUCUGAAACUUGUCGACAAAUUAUUUUCAUCUCCAAGUUAUGCAUUUGAGUUGGAUAUGAUGUAUCCAGGACUCCUGAAAGCACUCAACCUUUCUUUAUUCCCUUCAUCCAUACAAAAGUUCUUCGACAAUCUAGUGAAAACUGUUAUUGCGCAAAGAAAUGGUAAACCAUCAGGUCGACAUGAUUUCAUGGACCUUAUCUUGGCACUCCGUGAAAUUGGAGAAGUCUCAAAUGCAAAACAUGACUCUGCGAAGCCUGUGGAAAUAACACCCGAGGUGAUGGCAGCACAAGCAUUUGUAUUUUAUGCCGGUGGCUAUGAAACCAGUGCUACUACGAUGACGUUCAUGCUUUACCAACUAGCAAUGAAUCCAGAUAUUCAAAAUAAGUUAAGGGCAGAAAUUGACGAUGUUAUACAAGCAAAUAAUGGACAAGUAACAUACGAGUCUAUUAAGGAAAUGAAGUACCUAAACAAAGUAUUUGAUGAAACUCUACGAAUGUACUCAAUUGUGGAACCUCUUCAGAGUAAAGUGGUAAGGGAUUACCAAGUACCCGGUACUAACCUGACUUUGGAAAAGUACACCAUUGUACUUAUAUCCCCAAGAGGCAUACACUACGAUGAGAAAUAUUAUGAUAACCCUGAACAGUUCAACCCUGACAGAUUUUACCCGGAGGAUGUGGGCAAGCGCCAUCCGUGUGCUUACUUGCCAUUUGGACUUGGACAGCGAAACUGCAUCGGAUUGAGGUUUGGCAAACUCCAGUCACAAUUAUGCAUAGUCAAGUUUCUGUCCAAGUUCCAAGUGGAGCCAUCAAAGAAUACUGCAAGGAAGUUGGAAUUUGAACCCUGCCGUACUAUUAUCGGACCCAAAGGAGGAAUUCGUUUAAAUAUUGUUCCUAGAAAGUUGAAGGCUUGAAGACUUUCAAACUGUUGACAUUGUCAUAAAUUAUUACAGCAGGCCAGCAAGUUAACUUACACCAGUUUGUCAAUUUUUUCACUGGUUUUUCGACUAUAUAUAUAAAGUAAUACAGUUGAAAUCUAAUAAAGAUAUUUGAUAGAACGGAGUAGGCAAACCUGCUGGCUACUGGUACAUAGAAUAUCGCACACAUUUUGAUCUAAAAGAAUUAGUUUAUAUCAUAUAUGGCCAUUAUCACCAUUAAUGUUAUUUAUUUAAAUGUUAAAGACUUAUGAGGGCCUAUCAACAACCAUCGGUCACAGUUCCAGUCAUUUGUUAAAUGUAUAAUAGUCAUUGCUCAUUCGCAAAUCAUUCAUUAUAUUAUAAAUAAACUAUUC
This is a messenger RNA of Spodoptera litura, 2072 nucleotides long. RefSeq names its product cytochrome P450 6B2. The record is from RefSeq and is a predicted model, not a curated record. NCBI's taxonomy places the organism in Eukaryota, Metazoa, Arthropoda, Insecta, Lepidoptera, Noctuidae. Gene Ontology annotation, molecular function: oxidoreductase activity, acting on paired donors, with incorporation or reduction of molecular oxygen; heme binding; iron ion binding.